Messenger RNA from Pectinophora gossypiella (pink bollworm), 1405 nucleotides. Its product is annotated as trypsin 3A1-like. Gene Ontology annotation, biological process: proteolysis. Lineage: Eukaryota; Metazoa; Arthropoda; Insecta; Lepidoptera; Gelechiidae. Gene Ontology annotation, molecular function: serine-type endopeptidase activity. The coding region runs from base 71 to 973 and encodes 300 amino acids. The record is from RefSeq and is a predicted model, not a curated record. The transcript has 7 exons.
AAAUUUUGGACAUUGAUUCAGUGCUAUAUUGAUACGGAGGAAGGUAACUCGUGCCAUACACAACAUAAAUAUGGAUAAAUUCUGGUGUGUGCUGGCUUUAACCGCUCUCUGCGUGAAUGCAGUUCCACUGGAGAGCGAUGGCGUAUCAACCCGCAUCAUCAACGGGAAUGAAGCCACCUACGACCAGUUCCCUUAUGCGGUGUCGCUGCAGACGACGACCGCUGGGGUGCACUCGUGUGGGGGCGUGCUGGUGACGUUGCAACACGUGCUCACAGCCGCCACCUGCGUCACCGAGACCCUCGCCAACGGGACCAUAGUGGUGAAGAACACUAGCACAUAUCGCAUCUUCGGCGGCGCGGCGUCGCUGAGCAACUCGACAGCAGAGCGCGUGCGCGACAUUGCCAACUUCACUGUGCACCCGGGCUACACCAGCGCGCCUGCGUACCGUCACGACAUCGCCGUCAUCACUUUGACGGCUCCGUUCGCGGGUGGUACGGUGACCCCGCUGGCGCUACCCGCGGCCGACUUCAACCCCGCCGACUUCACGCCCUGCACCGUAGCGGGGUGGGGAGCUGUCGCCGGGAACACGCCUAAUGUGAUGAGCCCCGUCCUGCGGUACGCCAACAAGUACGUGUACAACCAGAACCUGUGUAUGCUGGUGUUCAACACCAACCCCACGAGUGCCAACGUGUUCCCCACCAACGUGUGCGCCGCCUCCGACGACAUGCUCACUGCCAGCUGCAAUGGUGACAACGGCAACGCGCUCGUGUGCGACGACACCCUCACCGGAGUGUCGUUCUACGGCAGCAGCUGCACCCCGUCCGCCCUCCCCGAGCUGUACACCCGCGUCAGCAACUACACCACCUGGAUCCGCAGCGUCACCAGCGCCGGCGGGCCCGGGUUCACUCCCGGACUGUUUAUGCUCUCUUUACUCACUGUAUCUCAGGUUGUCUUCGCCAAAGUCGUUAGUUAAUUGUAUGUUCACAUUUCCUAACGGAGAAUAAUUGUUAUAGUAGUUAAGAGUGAGUCUAGUACGAGUGUGCGAGUCUUAAUCAGUAAGUAAAGUUAAAAAGAACAUUGUUUGCAUGUUCACUUACACCGAGACGAGUUCAUACAAAUGUCAAUACCAGUAAGUACAACUAUUAACACAAGUUAUUAUGUUUUAAAGACUAUUAUACUAGAUUAUAGUGAUAAGUAGAUAGAACACAUUGUAAAUUAUCUAAAUGAUUGUAUUGAUUAAAUCGAAUGGAUGUGUGAGUAGCCUUGGAAAUUAAGAUCGUAAAUGUACAAAGCGUUGCUCAUCAAUUUUAUAUAAAACGAUUAAAUUUAAUGGCAAAAGCUUAGUAUUUUUGUAAUAAGUAUUUAUUUAUUUAUUUAAUACACUGUCAUUUGUUAGAAAAUAAUA